This is a messenger RNA of Leptomonas pyrrhocoris, 817 nucleotides long. RefSeq lists its product as hypothetical. Gene Ontology annotation, biological process: protein-FAD linkage; mitochondrial electron transport, succinate to ubiquinone; mitochondrial respiratory chain complex II assembly. The record is from RefSeq and is a predicted model, not a curated record. Bases 110 to 817 code for a protein of 235 amino acids. Gene Ontology annotation, cellular component: mitochondrion. The transcript has a single exon. Lineage: Eukaryota; Euglenozoa; Kinetoplastea; Trypanosomatida; Trypanosomatidae.
AGAAACUGGUUUUCACGAGUCGCCUGGGGAAGAAAGUAACGCCGACAUUGAGCACCUUUUUCCCUUUCAGGUUUUUUUUUCAAUUCUUCCUUGGUUCGUCGACUUCGGCAUGCACCGCACCUGGGCUGCUUUCCAUGUGACGGCGAAGACCGUCCUCGUACGCAGCCCCGCCUGUUGCGUCGCGCAGCGUUGGUGCAGCAGCAGCGGCAGCAGCAGCAGCGAGAGCCCGAGCCACCCAACGAGGACGGACGCUGCGGCCGUGAAUCCCUUCGCCUCUUCCGUCGCCAAGACGCUGCGUGAGAAGGUCUUCUCGAAGGACUUUGCGGCCAUGAAGGUCGCCACCCCGAAGGAGGAGGAGCUGCUCAAGAAAUGGCGCACCGGGGACGGCACGCCGGAGCAGUCACCGCGGCAGCCCGAGACGCCCGGCACGGCCGACCCGUCCGACGUGGAGCCGCAGAUGGCAGAGGGCUCGCGCGAUGUGGCCGGGACGUACGGGCAGAGCUUUCGCGACACACGCCCGAUGGACCCCAACGAGGGUGUCGAGGUGAAGCGGCGUCGCCUGAUUUACCAGUCGCGCUACCGGGGAAUGGUCGAGAUGGACCUCAUCUUUGGCCAUUUCGCCCGUUGCAAACUGCGGACCCUCGACGCGGCGAUGCUGGACGAGUACGACACCUUGCUGAAGCAACUCGACAGCGACCUUUUUCGCUGGUUGGUGAUGAAUACCGAUGCCCCAGCGGAGGUGCAGGGGCUGAGGUGCUUUAAGGAGCUGCGCAAGUUCAUCGAGGAGGAGCGUGCCGAAUUGCUCGGCCCGAACUAA